UAAUAUGAAUCCCAGUAUAUUAUCGUUUCGAAUACAUUCCACACGUCCGACAUUUAAUUUUAUAAUUAAAUAUUUAAAUUAUUAAAAAUAAAACACGAAUAAUAUUUGGCAUGGUUUUAAAAAAUAUCUUUUAUUUUAUAAUAAUGUGGAAUAUAUUAGCUUUUUUAUUAUUUAUGUGCGUUUCCGUUAACGGCGACUCGAAAGAAUUGUUUGAAGGUGAUCUCUGCGAUGCCGGGGCAGGUCAGCAGGCGUUCUGUCUACACAUACAGGAAUGCAUGGGCGCCGUAGCCGCUGCCAAAAAUGGGACACCAUACACUAUCUGUACAUAUCGUGGCAAAGAUCCAAUCGUGUGCUGUUUGGACGCGUUACUCAAGUUUACGCCAAUAGCGGUAGAGAGGAGCGACUACCAAGAUCAGGAUGGUUGCAUUGUGUCUACCAAACGCACUGGGCUACAGAUUGGACAGAAGGCGUUGGAGAAAUGCUUGAAAUAUCAGCAAAACACGUGCCCAUGCAAGACGGGUGCAAGCGGUAUAUCUUUCGAGGACAUCAUAGCUCAUGGGGAGAACGCUGAACUAAACGAAUUUAGUAACAUGGCUUUGCUUGGCUACGGUGACAAUAUCACGACAGCGCAGUGGUCGUGUGGAGGCAGCGUGAUCAGCGAGCGAUACAUCCUCACCGCGGGGCACUGCAUCAGCGGGAGGGAGAUCGGGGACGUGAAGUUCAUUGCCCUGGGUAUACUAGCGCGCACGGACCUAAAGAAGGAUGUGGUGUACAGUGUGGAGAGGAUCAUACGGCAUCCUGAGUACAAGCCGCCCGUCAAGUACCACGAUAUCGCUUUGCUGAAAACGGACCGCGACAUAUCCUUUUCGCUGGCAAUCAAACCGGCUUGCUUGGAAGUGGAUAAUAUUCAACGGGAGGGUCACGAGGCGACGGCCAUCGGUUGGGGGACGCUGGGAGACGGAGAUGACACUGCUAAUACUCUCCAGAAGACGAAGCUGUACCAGUUUCCUCAUCAGGAGUGCUCUGACCGGUACAGACCUACCAGGCUUCUGAGAAACGGGAUCAAUCAGACCAUCCAAAUGUGCUACGGACACAAAACAAGACCCACCGACACUUGCCAGGGCGACAGCGGCGGGCCCCUGUUGAUCAGCAACAAGUUCCGCUGUCUCCACUCCAUCGUCGGAGUGACCUCUUUCGGCUCCGCUUGCGGCCAUACUGGCAUACCCGGGGUCUACAUCAGGCUAGUCCCAUACCUGCCCUGGAUAGAAAGUGUUGUAUGGCCUUAAGUGAAAUAAAUGCUUUGAUUUAUU
This is a messenger RNA of Galleria mellonella (greater wax moth), 1310 nucleotides long. Its product is annotated as serine protease snake-like. Gene Ontology annotation, molecular function: serine-type endopeptidase activity. The transcript is spliced from 10 exons. Bases 111 to 1286 code for a protein of 391 amino acids. Lineage: Eukaryota; Metazoa; Arthropoda; Insecta; Lepidoptera; Pyralidae. Gene Ontology annotation, biological process: proteolysis. The record is from RefSeq and is a predicted model, not a curated record.